This is a messenger RNA of Octopus sinensis (East Asian common octopus), 1354 nucleotides long. Its product is annotated as beta-1,3-galactosyltransferase 6-like. The transcript is spliced from 2 exons. Bases 132 to 1154 code for a protein of 340 amino acids. Lineage: Eukaryota; Metazoa; Mollusca; Cephalopoda; Octopoda; Octopodidae. Gene Ontology annotation, molecular function: UDP-galactosyltransferase activity. Gene Ontology annotation, biological process: glycosaminoglycan biosynthetic process. Gene Ontology annotation, cellular component: membrane. The record is from RefSeq and is a predicted model, not a curated record.
CCAAGGAAGCACCUCGGCAGAAGCCAAGACUGCUACCUUUGUUUCUGCCACCCACCCAGGUGACAUGGAUUUGGUGUAAAUAUUUAAUUUGUCUUCCAUCUGCUGAUCUGUCGACCACCAAAGUCUUUCAAAUGGUAUCGAAACUGCGAAGAUUCUCUGCCAGGCAUGGAACCACCGUGCUGAUAUGUGGCAUUGUGGUCACCUUCUGUUUGGUGCUUUGCCUGUCUCUCUGUUCAUGGACCUGCGACAAUGCUGUCGGCAAUCAGCUGCGACAGGACAUACGCUACCUUCAGAGUAGAACUUACUGGAAAAAUGUCAAUUCCGUGACCCAGCAGACCCUGUCUUGCUUCCUCAUCGUUCUCGUCAUGUCGGGCCCAAAAGACCGAAGGUACCGCAACCUCAUUCGAGAGACGUGGCUCAAAAAUGUUCCUGAUGAUAUUCUUGCUCGCUUUGUAAUCGGAACGGGAAACUUGACCAACGAAACAAGGGACAACCUUCUCAAGGAGAACCUGCUGAAACAAGACCUGAUCCUUUUACCGGAGGUCGUCGACGCUUAUAAGAAUCUGACAUUGAAGGUGCUGGAUAGUUUCACAUGGAUCGACAACAAUAUCGACUACAAAUAUGUGAUCAAAACUGACCAAGACACUUACGUAAGACUGGACGUCAUAGAGAAAGAACUAAGAUCUUCAGGGAAGAGACGUUUGUAUUGGGGUUUCUUUGAUGGAAGAGCCCAUGUAAAGAAGCAAGGCAAGUGGCAGGAGAAGGAGUUUGUUCUUUGUGAUCGUUAUUUACCAUAUGCAGUCGGCGGUGGGUACGUGCUGUCAUCAGAUCUCAUCCAUUUCAUUGCUACCAACAGAAAUCUACUGCAGCUCUUCCGUAGCGAAGACGUUUCGGUCGGCGUGUGGUUGGCACCGUUGUCUAUAAACCGCGUCCACGAUCCUCGAUUCGAUACCGAGUUCAUAUCACGUGGCUGCAAUAAUAUUUAUCUAAUUACCCACAAACAGUCCAUGCAGGAUAUCCAAGACAAGCACGAUCAUCUUCUAAAAACAGGACAUUUGUGUCGACGACAGAUUAAAAAGAGGCCAUCGUACAUCUACAAUUGGGAUGUCCUUCCGACCCAGUGCUGUGAACGCAAAAACCAUUCUAUUCCUUAAAUUCGUCUUCUGUUGAGUCAUCAUUAUUUUCAUUUAAACAUCCAGUCGAAUAUUUGCUGAUUUCUCUACAUCAACUCUUCAUGCUUUCUAAACUCUAUUUCCACAAAUAUCUGCGAAGGUGUCUCUGUUUUUUUUUUUAAUUGUAUUUAUUUUUUUAAUCUAAAAAACAAAAACAAAAAAACAAACAAACAAAAAAAAAA